GUCUCUUAGAGAAUCAUGAGCUUUUACUCACUAUGUGGUUCUGUAACUCUCCUUGGGUUAUUCCUCUGUCUAUCAGAGGUAGAGAGCAUGAGGACACUGAAAAAUGUAGCUGUAAAACGUGGAGGAUCUGUCACUAUUCCAUGUUCAUAUGAAGGAAAGUACAAAGCAAACCGUAAAUUCUGGUGCAAAGGGUACUAUUGGCAUUCCUGCAGCAUCGUAGCCUAUGCAAACUCAAGUGGAAGUACAUCAGUCAUUGAUCAUCCAGCACAGAAUUUAUUCACUGUGGAACUGAACAAAGUCUCUGAGUCUGGAACGUAUUGGUGUGCUGCAGAAAUUCCAGAUAAAUGGCAACCGGAUGACCAUGAAUAUUUGUACCUGAUGGUUAGUCAAGAUCUGUCAGUGAGGGAGAACAGAGUGAGAGGUGAGGAAGGAGGCAGCGUCACAGUCCAGUGUCUCUACAGCGCUGCAUAUCAGAAUACACAGAAGCAGUGGUGCAGAUUCAAAGACAGGAAGUGCUGGACAUUUACAAAGACUGAAACAUCCCAGAAUGCAGCAGUGCAGUUCAGUGAUAAUGGGAAUAGAUCCUUCAAUGUGCAGCUUAAUGGAGUGAAGAAGAGUGAUGCUGGCUGGUACUGGUGCAGUGCAGGAGAUCUGCAGGUUCCUGUUCAUAUCAAUGUCACUGAUCCACCUCCAGUGACUCCAACAGUGACUCCAACAGUGACUACAACCACUCACCAAGUCAAGAAUCACAUAGAGCCAGUGCAGUUCUGUAUCACACACAACUGAAGGACGUGAUCUUAGUGACAUCAAAAAUAUAAGAAGCUGGAAUGUUCGAAUUAUACAAUUAUUUUCAAACAAACAUCACAGUGUGAGUUAUUCCUUUUCCAUUUCCCCUUACAGAUCAAUGAAUUCUAUCUAUCUAUCUAUCUAUCUAUCUAUCUAUCUAUCUAUCUAUCUA
This is a messenger RNA of Hemibagrus wyckioides, 958 nucleotides long. Its product is annotated as polymeric immunoglobulin receptor-like. NCBI's taxonomy places the organism in Eukaryota, Metazoa, Chordata, Actinopteri, Siluriformes, Bagridae. The transcript is spliced from 5 exons. The record is from RefSeq and is a predicted model, not a curated record. Bases 16 to 786 code for a protein of 256 amino acids.